This is a messenger RNA of Acanthaster planci (crown-of-thorns starfish), 1503 nucleotides long. RefSeq lists its product as uncharacterized. NCBI's taxonomy places the organism in Eukaryota, Metazoa, Echinodermata, Asteroidea, Valvatida, Acanthasteridae. The record is from RefSeq and is a predicted model, not a curated record.
AGUCAUUCGAAUUAGCGCCCUCUACAACCUCAAAUUUGGACUAAUUUGCAACAAUGGCGAACACCAUCUAUUAUUUGUCGGUUGGUUUGGGCAUAGUGUUCUUCGCUUUUGGCGUUACCAAAGUCGUGCCCAUACAGCCUGCGUAUAGCACCCAGGUGUCCAGUUUCAACAGGUUCGUCUUGGUGUUCCCAUUCCAGUCUUUCACGGGUUACAAGCCGACAGCCGAACUGUACCGCACGGUCGUCGGUGUCAUCGAGAUCACAUUCGGCGCUCUCCUGGCGUUCGGGAACUAUCACUGGCAUCGCAGCAGCUCACUGGUACUGCUGUGCCUAAUGAUCGGUGCCCUGUACACCAUCCUGGCCUUAGGGGACCCCGUACAGAAUAUCGUGCCAUCAGUUGUCGUCGGGGCGCUCCUGAUCCUUCUUAUCAAUCGCGAGGGCCACUAUCGCCUCUAAACGUGGAUCGAGCAGAGGCCACGUCAUCAUGAAGACCAGGGAAGAAAACGCAUGGGACCUCUUUGGCGUCACUUGUGAAUCUAGCGCUAAUCGUGUGUUAGUUAUUUCUAACAUCCGUAGACUAAUUCAGAAUGUUUUGAUACAAUAAUAGACUGGUAUUUCCUGAUUUUUUAUUCAUAUUUAGAUUUCAAUUGCUGUCAUCUAGUGUUUAUCGCCGUUCAUCACUGGACACUGAAGUGCCAUCAUAGUUAUCAAAGUCACAGGGCAGCUGAUGACAAUUGGAGCCAUGGGCUGUUGGAGCAAUAAUCUAUUGAUUACGCUACCCAUUCAUCCUCAAUUUUGGGGACACCUUUACACUCUCCCUCUUCAUUUUGUUCACUGCCAGUCACGAAUGUGCGCUGUAGUUCAUGUACAUUCCUCUAUAGCGUCUUAAAAUAACGAGCUUGACUUUGCAGCUUUACUAAAUCUCACGAGAUAUUUUUGGACCGAUAAGAAUUUUGUACUGAUUUAGUUAUGUAUAUUUUUGUAGCUCAUUUUCACUUCCUUUCAAGGUAUUUGCGGUGGCAGUGGUACUAAGUCGGAGUCAAUGUGUAUGCAUUUUACUAACAAAAGUAAAAAAAAACUUGGCUGACAAGAGAAAUCCAGGUUGAAAACACAUGGUCAUGUGGAGAGAUAGCAUUGAACAAUUUUGAUCUUAUUUUAAAGGGAGAUAUGCUCUGAAUUUAUGCUCUGUACUUUGUUUUUAGUCAUUAUAAUUCUCACAAAUAUUCAUAGUCAUCCAGAUAUGAUAAAAAUACAUUUUUUUCCGUACUUCACUACCUUUAACUUAAUGCUUCUGCUAAGCAGGGUAAAAUUAAUCAGGAGGGACGUUUUGUGUGCAGUGCUUUAUGUUUUUUCCCAGUUUGAUUGUUCUUAGAGAAAAGUAGCCUCCUCGGGGAACAGCUAAACUCCCAAAAUUUCAGAAAUGCCUUGCAGAGUUUGCGGAAUCGGAAUCUUGUUUGGAAAAAAAUAAAUGCACGUCAGUUACUUGAGUGACGCCAAAGGCUGA